AUGAGCUCUCUCAUCAAGAGAACGGCUGCGUACACCAACGUCAGCGAGCGUGCGCUGUACAAGUGGGUAGCGGAGCACGAUAAGCACGGCGAGGUACUUUCACCCAAGACGCUGUCUCGCGGUGGCAGGGGCCGCGAUCGAGAGCAGCUGCUGGACGACUUCGACCUUGGUGUGUUGCGCAGAGUCAUGCACGGUUUCUAUAAACGGCGGGAAAUUCCGACGGUGCGCGAGCUCGCGGCAUACUUCAAAGAUGACUCGCUGCCGUCCGUGUCCGCGACAACCAUACACAGGAUGCUGCUCCAGGUAGGCUUCCGCUUUAAGAAGCGUUCCCGAAAUUCACUCCUGAUCGAGGCCACUCACAUCAUCCAGUGGCGACGCAAGUACUUGCGCCAAAUUAAGGAGGUUCGACGCCAGGGACGACCCAUCUUCUACACUGAUGAAACCUGGGUGAACGCAGGGCACACUGUGAGCCGUGGGUGGGUCGACGAGACCAUUAGGUCCGCUGAGCACGCCAAGAAAGCCAACCUGACGACAGGCCCGCCAAACCCCAGUGGUAAGGGAGGGCGCCUCAUUAUUACUCACUGUGGCAACGAGGACGGCUUCAUCACAGCUGCCGGUGAAGUAUUUCGAGCCAGAAAGGGAACAGGCGACUAUCAUGAUGAAAUGGACGGCGCCCACUACGAAAAGUGGUUUAAAGAAAAACUACUGCCGAAUUUGCCGCCACAAAGUGCCAUUGUGCUUGAUAAUGCACCUUAUCAUUCUGUGAAGCUUGAUAAGGUACCCCGUAUGGGUACGUUGAAAAAAGACAUUCAGGCCUGGCUCUCUCUGAAGGGUGUGACCUGGAGCAGUGACCUGGUGAAGGCAGAACUGAUAAAGCUUGUUCAAACCGUAAGUACGGAGGGUAAUAGGUAUCGCAUUGACUGCAUUGCUGCCGAUGCUGGUCACACUGUCAUACGCUUGCCGCCGUACCACUGUGAGCUCAACCCGAUUGACCUCGUGUGGAGUGAUGUUAAAGGUUAUGUUGCAAAAGCCAAUACACACGUCAAGAUGGAAGGCCUCGAUGCUCUUGUUUGGAAAGGUAUAGAUCAAGUCACUGCACAAAAAUGGAAAAAUUACGUGAGCCACGUAAUAGAAGCGGAGGAUGACAUGAUGAAGAUUGAUCACAUCAUUGAUGAUGUCAUUGAUGACAACCAACGAGUCGUAGUGACCUUGGAUGAUGACACGACGAGCAGCGAUGAAAGCAGCUUGAAUGAAGAUGAUGAUCAGCCUCUUCGUUGA
Molecule: messenger RNA, 1278 nt
Organism: Rhipicephalus sanguineus (brown dog tick)
Lineage: Eukaryota; Metazoa; Arthropoda; Arachnida; Ixodida; Ixodidae
Exons: 1
Coding region: 1-1278 (425 amino acids)
Molecular function (GO): nucleic acid binding
Source: RefSeq, a predicted model, not a curated record